Molecule: messenger RNA, 2379 nt
Organism: Fusarium odoratissimum NRRL 54006
Lineage: Eukaryota; Fungi; Ascomycota; Sordariomycetes; Hypocreales; Nectriaceae
Exons: 9
Coding region: 196-2097 (633 amino acids)
Molecular function (GO): copper ion binding; oxidoreductase activity
Source: RefSeq, a predicted model, not a curated record
GGCUUCUCAGCCGCUGCAGUACUGCUUAUCAUAAAAUGUUUAGGUAGCUUGCGUUAUUGUGAGAAGAUACUGUGUUGGGCGUUUAUAUCAACAUCUCUUCUCCAUCAGGGUCCGCGUAGCCCUCCAUUUCUUUCCAGCUGCCAUUCCUACCCUCUUCUCUCCAUUUACAACCGGUUACCCUUCAAGCCUUCCAAUAUGGGUUUCUGGAAGAGACUCACAGAGUUUCUCUUCAUCCACCGGUUCACAGACCAAACCAAGUUCUCUCAUACAUACUCCCCGGUUCAAGAUCUUUCCCUUGUUGAUGCUUUCGAUGCAAAGUCUAUUGAUGGAGCCUGCAACUCACCUACAAAUAGGAAGUGCUGGUCAACUGACUUUGACAUCUAUACCGAUUAUGAGGAGAUCAUUCCAGAGGGCAAAGUUCGCAAGUUUCUUUUGUACGUUACUAAUGAAAGGAUCGCACCUGAUGGAUACUGGGUUGAUCGGAUGCUGUUCAAUGGAACUUAUCCUGGACCGACUCUUGAGGGGAACUGGGGAGAUACUUUUGAAAUCACCGUCGUGAAUAAAUUGACCAACUUCAACGGCACUUCGAUCCACUGGCAUGGUAUCCGCCAACUAAAUACCAACUGGAUGGACGGCGUAUCAGGCGUGACAGAAUGCCCGAUCCCACCGGGUGAAAACUUCACUUACAGUUGGAGAGCUACACAAUAUGGAACAUCGUGGUAUCACAGCCACUUCAGUCUACAAUAUGCCGAUGGGCUAGCAGGUGCUCUGAAGAUCAAUGGGCCGACUAGCAUGAACUACGAUGUUGAUCUUGGACCAGUUCUCAUCACUGAUAACUUUCACAAAACUACCUUCUCCCAAGUCCAACUCGAAUACCUAGGCCGCCCUCCAGCUCCUGACAGCAUGCUUAUGAAUGGCAACGGAAGAUACUACUGCUGUCCCUCUCUAGACAAGAACUGCAAGGGUGACUCCAAACUCACGUCAUUCCACUUCGAGCAAAACAAGACUUAUAAGAUGAGCCUCGUCAACACCGCUGCUUCAACGCACACAACCUUUUGGAUUGACAGCCAUAAAUUCUGGGUCGUGGCCACUGACUUUGUCCCCAUUGAGCCCUACGAAACAGACAUGAUCAACAUCGCCAUUGGCCAGCGCUACGACAUUAUUGUCAAUGCAACAGCUGUGAAGGGGCAUAAUAGCAGAAACGUGAACUUCUGGAUGCACGCUCGCGAUUGUCAGAACGGCGGCGCGAGGUCCAAUCUUGGCAUCAUCCGCUACGACGCUACUUCAAAGUCCAUCCCUUGGACACCUCCCCCCAGACAGGAUAACAUCUGCUACGGGUGCCAGGACGAGCCCAGUGAGAAACUCAAACCCAUUGUGAAGCGUAACAUCACACAGCACAACGAGGACUACAUCAAAAACUCAUUCAAAGUGCAUCUCGUCGGGUAUCCCAACGAAUUUAAGAAAGACUCCGUGAUGCACAAAUGGGUCCUCGCCAAUUCGUCCUUCUAUCUUGACUGGGCAGAACCGAGCCUAAGUCUCGUCAAGAUUGCUUCUGAAAAAGGAUGGGAUAACCCUCAGUUUCCUGUUGGGUAUGAACCUGUGACUCUCGACUACAAGAAUGGAACGUGGGUUGCUUUUCUUAUCGAGGGCAAGUUUACGGAGUCGAUUCAUAAUUCUACGACAAAGGGGCACCGCAAAGUUUAUAAGACGCAAGCACCUGUUGCGCAUCCUAUUCAUGUGCACGGACAUGACUUUGUUCUUCUCGAUUCAGGAACUGAAGAGUUCAAUCCGAAAAACUUUACUCUUCAGCUGGACAAUCCCCCGCGUCGGGAUGUUGUACUCCUACCAGUCGAUGGAUACAUUAUUAUCGCCUUCCAAAUCAACAACCCUGGUGUUUGGCUAAUGCACUGUCAUAUCGCCUUCCACGCAUCGGGUGGUCUGGCGCUUCAGUUCGUUGAGUCCCCUGAAGUUAUUGGACCUAUGUUCAAAAAUUCGGGGAUCUUACCUACGUACUCCGAGACGUGUGCAAACUGGGCUGCGUAUUAUACAAUGUUUAACAAGCACAACAACGCGACUCAGGAGGACUCUGGUAUCUAGGUAGUGUAGCGGCAGAUCAGCAUGUCUGGGGCUCAGAGGCUAGCAAAACGACCCAUGACUUUUGAAGAAUGACCGGAGGUUUCGGGGUAUCAUUUUGAGCGGGGGUUUUAGCUGAAUGAAGUGCAUAAACUCUACCCAAAAAGAAAGGGUCCUCUAAUCCGAGGAAUUGAAGAAAUAAAAACGGUCUAAAUAGCGCUUGUCUCGGCAUGAACAAUUAUGACGACAUCUUUGUCAGCCCCUAAAAAUGUCUGUCAUUCCCGCGUUAAGUUUGGGUCACGAGCC